AUUUUUAGUUCAAUAAUACAUUUCUCGCGAAACGGUUAUUUUUCGASCACUGAAAAAACAUGAAAACAUCGCCAAGACACAGAGUUGAACCGGAAAUAUCCGAGACGAUGAAAGAUGCAACAAUGACCAAAACAAAUUUAAAAGGGGAUUGGAAAAACUUUUUUUUGUUAUUAUUACUGUACACAAUGCAAGGCUUGCCUUUAGGCAUAGCYAUGUCUAUAACGGUACUAUUACAAGCCAACAAAAAUGUGACGUACAAAGAUCAGGCAUUAUACAGUUUAACGAGAUGGCCAUUUAGCUUGAAACUCUUGUGGGCACCGCUAGUAGAUGCACUAUAUGUACAAAAAUUUGGAAGGCGAAAGUCUUGGCUAAUGCCUGUUCAAUAUUUAAUCGGAGCGAUUUUGAUUUAUGCAGCCAGUGACAUUGAGAACUUGCUACCCGAAACUGGAAAACCAAACAUCAUGAUGCUAGCGUACAUUUUCUUCAUGAUAAACUUCUUAGCCGCUACCCAGGAUAUAGCAGUGGAUGGUUGGGCUCUUACAAUGCUGAAAAAGAAUAAUGUAGGCUAUGCGUCCAUUUGCAAUGCAUCAGGGCAAACAAUAGGUAGUAUGAUAGGUUCCAUGGUACUCAUUCUGUUUACGUCUGAAAAGUUUUCUAAUAAAUACUUACGAAGCACACCUGAUGUUGGAGGCAUAGUCUCUGUGAAAAACUUAUUAUACGGCUGGGGAAUAAUAUUCAUAAUAAUAACAACAUUAGUUGGUGUAUUCAAAAAAGAAAAAGAUAAUGCAUUUGAUGAUGAUCAUGAAAAAAUCAAWGUGGUUCAAAAUUAUAUACUAUUAUGGGACAUAUUAAAGUUACCUAGUAUUCGAAUACUGGCUGUAAUAUUAAUAACUUCAAAGAUUGGAUAUGCUGCAACUGAAAAUGUGUCUACCUUAAAGCUCAUCGACGCAGGUGUUUCAAAAGAAGACAUAUCAAUAAUAGAUUCAGUGAUGUCUGGAGUUAACACUAUUAUACCAUUCAUCAUAGGGAAAUACACUUCAGGUCCAAAACCGAUGAGCUUAUUCUUGAAAAUUGUACCCAUCAGAUUAUCUUUAAACAUUGGAUUUGUUAUGCUAAUUUAUUGUACGCCAAAAUUGAUAACAUUCAAUGAAGUAAAUACUUCAAUAUAUUACUAUCCACUUCUCGUGUUUCUAUUAUCAAUACAACAAAUUCUAUCUCACAUAAUGUUUGUUGCUACCUUAGCUUUUUUUUCCCGGAUAAGUGAUCCUCGUUUUGGAUGUACUUAUAUGACAUUUUUGAAUACUCUUGCAAAUUUGGCAUAUAUGUGGACGUCUACUGCUGCGCUGGGAAUGAUUGAUAUAUUGACGUUCAAGGAAUGUUCAUUGGAUUCUAAAAAUAACUGUUCUACCCUAGAUCUUCAAAAUAUGUGUAAAGCAGAUAAAGGUGAUUGUAUUCUAACAGUGGAUGGCUAUUACAUAGAAAUGCUUAUAUGCACCAUCAUUGGAAUUAUUUGGUAUUUUUCUGUUAAAAAUACACUCAAAACAUUUCAAACUAAGAAUCCUUCUCAUUGGCUAGUUAAAAUUAAGAGAACAGUAACGGGGAAUGAGUAAAGGAAAGGGACAUGUUCCAGUAAAUGUUUAAGCGUGGCCGUUUAGAUGUAAACGUUUUGGUAUAAGAAUUUGGCAGCAUCCUAUUUGCCCAGCGGCCCAGGAACUUUAAGUGUAUUUAUUUUGAUAUUUAAAACUAAUUUAACAAUAUAAAAAUUAUCAAAACUUAUGAUGAACUUUAUUAUU
Molecule: messenger RNA, 1793 nt
Organism: Diuraphis noxia (Russian wheat aphid)
Lineage: Eukaryota; Metazoa; Arthropoda; Insecta; Hemiptera; Aphididae
Product: acetyl-coenzyme A transporter 1-like
Biological process (GO): acetyl-CoA transmembrane transport
Cellular component (GO): membrane
Molecular function (GO): acetyl-CoA transmembrane transporter activity
Source: RefSeq, a predicted model, not a curated record